CUUGUAUUUUCAAAACAGCUUUUCGCAGAAGCUCCAAAUCGGAGCUUCUGCUUUUAUGUUAUACAAAAACGUUUUUCAAAAGCCGAGCUUUUAGAGGUGUUUGGCCCUGCUUCAGCUUUUAAAGCCGAAAAGCACUUCUAAAAGCCGGGCCAAACAUGGGCAAUAUCUUUAUAAGAGAAUCAACAUUGAUAUUGCAUUCUCAAUUCCACGAACAAGGGCUUGGUCUAGUGGAAAUACCACUAGCCUAGAAUCUGGAGGUCCCAGGUUCGAAUCGGCCUUAAGUAGUACCUUAAUAACAACAAAAUAAAACCUAUAUCACCGUUAUAAAAAAAAAUACAAUUCCAAAUCCUAUUGAUUCAUAUACUUUACUCAUACAUGUUUCGAUAUGAUCAAAUGAAUUUAUGAAUGUGUAGAUGACAAAGUUUAUUGAAGAUUAUGAAAAACAAUUGUAUAUAACUUAUGUGUAUCAAAUUUUAUUAUUAAUAUUUCCCAUAUUUUGAUUAGUUAUUAUAAUUGGUAGUUUUGGGGGAUAAUAAUAAUGGUAGUCUUAGAGUAGUAGGGUUAGGAUUCGCUUUGAAUUGGGGUUGGCGGCUGUCGCUUGGCGGAAUGGGUAAUUAAUAAUAGUUGGAUUAGGAGUUUGUGUCGUGGAGUAAGGGCCAAACUUGUGGCCGCAGGUUUGUGGGUAAUUUACUAACCCUAAACUAGUCCUAAUCCCUCACAAACCUGCGGGCUCCACGACACAAUACUUGUUGUUCCAUUCUUAUAAUCAAUGGAUAAUGAAGAAAAAACCUCUAACAAUGUAUCUAUUCUCUCAAUUCUCAAUCUCAACCCUUCUUAAAGUCUAGACUGAUUCUCGACGUACACGAUGCUUACACCAAAAAUGCAUCAAUAACAUGCCCAAAAAAUAAGUUUGUGCACAACAAACCUCUACACCUAUCUAAUAUUUUUUGUUAUCAAGAAUGAUAAGCAAAUCAAAUGCGAUGAAGGUUGAUUGUUUAGAUCCGUAGGUUUUUCCCCCUCUCUUUUUACUACUACAUUGACUUUGGGGUUUGGCAACCACUUAAAAAACAAUUUUCACUUGGUUUUUCCCCUCUCUCUUUUUAUCGAUCCUUCAUAAUCUUGAUGCACAAAGACCCAAGAAGGGAGAAGGGAUCAAGGGAGCCUUAUUAUGUAUCUCUCUACUCUCUCACUACAUUUCAAAACCUCUCAACUCCACACAACUUUUCUAGCUACCCAAUGGGAAGCAUUCAAUGAAAUCAACACAAGAUCUCCAGCUAACCAAGGGGAAGCAUUCAAUGAACUCAUGUCAUUUAUGCAGAAAACAGAUGCACCAGUCCCCUGCCUUAAAGAAUUCUUUGGAGAUGAACCACUGCUCACACCCCCCCCCCCCCCAAAGAUCAGCAACUUGUAUCUAAUCAGAAUCCAGCUUUGUUGAAGGAUAGGUUUGAAGUCAGAGAAGUUAAGGAGAAGCCAGACUCUCUACCAUUUAGAUAUCUUGUUCCCCUGGAGAUGGCAAAUCUUUCUGCCCCCAGUUGGCCUACAGAACACAUCCUCUGGAAACCUCCCCUUGGGACUCUUCUUUGCGCAUCUCCAAUCGAAGCUGAAGCGAAGGCUCUACUGGAAGCUCUCAAAUUAGCUCAAGGAUUACAUUGCCCGAUUACGGUGUGUUCGGAUUGCCUCACUUUGGUAACAGCUCUUCAGAAUCCUCUCCUGGUACUGCCGUGCAAAUGUUCUGCCCUGCUGAGUGUCAUGUCUGGAAUCCUCUCCAGUUGCCCGUUGAUCAAAGUGAAAUUCAUCGGACGUUCGCUCAAUACCAGAGCAGACUGGAUGGCCAGAUCGCUCCUUAAUCACUCUCUCCCCAGUGACUGGGUUGUUGUCCUUGAUUUAAUUUCUGAGUUCCUAGAAUAACUGUUCAACAAUGUUUUUCGGUUGGUGGUGCAAUAUAAGUGAUCCCUUGUAAAAAAAAAUUGACUUUAGGGUUUUGGAGAGUUAGGACAGGGACCAAUCUUUCCAACCACUUAACUUGGCUGCUCCUGUCCAGUCCUGCCAAGUACGUGCAUUUCCCUCUUUCCUUCCAUGGCUGAAUCAAAUUAAGAAAUUAACUGAAAGUUGGCACAAACAAAAGUCCUUACAUAUGGUCCCUACUCGAAAGGACUCUGAAAUGGGUUUUGCACAGUAGUCUACUGCUGCAAUUGCUUGUGGGCUGUGGUUGUGUCAUAGUUGUCAUUCCCACUCUUUCUAGUGCACCAAUACACUAGACUUUGCUCCAAAACUCACCCAAACACCUUUCUUAAUUAUGAUCUUAUCUAAACUUUCCAUCCACUUCGGGGUAAAAUAGUUCUUGCAGGGACAACUCGAGUAAUUGGUCGAGAUCCAACUUUGUAUAUUGCAAUCCUCUUUUGCAUGCCUACUCAAACAAAAAUUAACACAACAUCUUUUAAUAAAAAUAUCAUGCCAAUAACUAAUUUUUCUCGUUGUUAGAAAAAUAUGCUGAAAAGGUAGUAGAUAUUUCAAAAUUGGAUUACUAGCAGUUACCUAACGACUCCAUUUUUAUUAAGCCAUGAUCAGUCCAAAUUCAGCCGGCCCAUAAUUUGAUGUGGGUCCUUACCCAAUCUGUGGCCCACGUCUGAAAAUAUGGCCCAUCAACUUUAGCAGCCUACAACCGCACUCCUGCACAGAGUACAGACCAUUGCGCAUUACCUUUGUUUUUACAUUCACACAUCAUGUCAAUAACAAAUUUUUGUCCCCAACAUCUUCUUUCCACAAUUGUCCUAAAGAUGGAAAUUGUUUUUUAAGUCUUCUAUGAUUGGGUUUGGCAACCACUACUAAGCUUAACUAAUUAUCUUUUCCCCUUUUCUAUGUCCAUGAAACGUCUCCUCUUUUUAAUCAUGAUAAACCAAUCAUGCAUGUUUUAAACACUUGGUUGAAAAUGGCAAAAUAUAACCACCAACAAAUUUCUGAUUUCUACUUUAGCAUUACCAUAAUAGUACACCAUAAGAUGGGUUUGAGCCCCCUGAACUAUGUAAAGGAUUCAUUCUAUGAAUAUACGUAUAUUAUUGAAUUUUAGUAAGCUCUUGGAUUAGUCCAACGGCUAAGAUUAAAUGGUGUUUUCAACUUUUGAUAAAUUCGGAAUACUUGCUAUCUUAUCUCCUGUAAAUUUCAGUCACAAUAUUUUAUGCAUAGAAAAGAUUAAUAAACUAUUAAUAAAAAAUCGAAUGAUUUUCACACACGUUGGUAAUGUGAUAACGUAUCAUGCACGGGGUGAUGUUGAUGACACCAAUAAGUAUAGGUGUCAAAACAGAACCUACCCUGAGUAACCCGCCAUAUUAAGUCGACUCACAAUCCGAUCGUGAUUCGAGUUGACUAAAAUUCAAUUCCCCAUUCGAUUGGCCCGCAAAUCGAUUGCUCCGCAACCCUAUUGAUCCACAACCCGGUUAACCAAAAUUUGAUUGAUCCGAUUGUAAUUGAACCUCAACCAGAUUGGCCCAUAAUGGAUUAACUCGAACCCAACUAACUUGUGAUUCAGUUGAUCCAACCCAAACUUCCCCGAUUGACCGAAUAAUUACUAUACUAUAUACUAUAGUAUUGCAAAAUGAUUUUUUUUUUGGUUUGAAACGUGAUCCCCUUUUUUCAUUUUCUAAAUUGAAGUUCAAAACAUGAAAUUCACUUAAAAUUAUAUUUUUUAUAAAAUUAAAAUGUGAAAUUCACUUGAACAUUAUGUUCUUUAACAAAAUGAAAAACAUUUUCAAAAUAUAAAAUUAGCACAACAUCAAUAUUGAUAAUAAAUUAUUAACAAUUGAGAAAAUGUAACCCAUUAUAUAGUUUAUUAUAUUAUAAUUCUGGUUGAUUCAAAUCUUCCACAAAAAUUUUUGAUUAAAUAUAAGUACAAUAAAGUGUAGGAAAUUUU
Molecule: messenger RNA, 3907 nt
Organism: Linum trigynum
Lineage: Eukaryota; Viridiplantae; Streptophyta; Magnoliopsida; Malpighiales; Linaceae
Source: the annotation of a GenBank genome assembly